AUGUCCACCUUCUACCUGCUGGACCACCGCACGCGCCAGGCCGAGCUGGGCCUGAGCUACGGCGCGCCGCGCACGCGCCUCAGCGACGAGGCGUUCGUGUUCCGCGGGGGCCGCUGGGCCGCCGAGGGUCAGCUGACCCAGGCGCGGCCGCCACCAGCGCCGCCGACCCUCUCCAACUGGAAGCCGGCGCAGGUGCAGCGCACCAAGAGCCAGGUGCUGUUGGAGGAAAACAACUACCUGAAGCUGCAGCAGGAACUGCUCAUGGACAUGCUGACUGAGACCACGGCGCGCAUGCACCUGCUGGAGAAGAAGCUCGACCCCGACGUCAGCCCCGCCGCCGCGGCGCGCGCCUGGCAGAGGAAGAUGCGCAAGCGCGAAAACGCCAACGGCGUGCUCAUGAUCCAGCCGCGAGCGCUGGAGUCGCGGUGACGUAAUAAAAAGCCCCGUGAGGCGCACGCGCGUCUCGCCCCUCGCCCCGGGGGUGGUAGUUGGAACGUCUAGGCUGCAGUGCGCAUGCGGGUGAGGGCGGGGCGGCCUGCUCUGCAGGGACUGGGCUGGACCCUCGGGGGCGGCGGCGGCGGCGGGCUGGUGACGCUGACCUUGGCUCGGAUGAGAGGGGUGGUGUGCGCGUGCGCGCUCGCGCUCCUCCACGGUAGCGCGCCACGCGAGUGGGGCGGGUGGCUAGCG
Molecule: messenger RNA, 687 nt
Organism: Dipodomys spectabilis (banner-tailed kangaroo rat)
Lineage: Eukaryota; Metazoa; Chordata; Mammalia; Rodentia; Heteromyidae
Gene: Cby3
Product: chibby family member 3
Exons: 1
Coding region: 1-429 (142 amino acids)
Source: RefSeq, a predicted model, not a curated record